Molecule: messenger RNA, 1107 nt
Organism: Rosa rugosa (rugosa rose)
Lineage: Eukaryota; Viridiplantae; Streptophyta; Magnoliopsida; Rosales; Rosaceae
Product: cyclin-dependent kinase F-4-like
Exons: 1
Coding region: 160-1107 (315 amino acids)
Biological process (GO): intracellular signal transduction; protein phosphorylation
Cellular component (GO): cytoplasm; nucleus
Molecular function (GO): protein serine/threonine kinase activity; ATP binding
Source: RefSeq, a predicted model, not a curated record
GAUCACGAGGUAACCAAUAUCGCUUCUUGAAUAGUAAUCAGGUCAAAAGUCAGUGGCAGAAGAAGACGCCAACACCAGUUUCUUCCUCCAAGAUCGAGUACGUACGUCUAUCUUUGAGAUCGUUCCAUCUGGGGUUCUGUCUAGCUAGGGUUUUGUUCAAUGGAGCAAUACAAGUUCAUUAAGCAAGUUGGUGCGGGUAGUUUCGGGCGUGUGUAUAAAGCCAUAGACAAGACCACCGGGGAGUUCGUCGCCAUCAAAGAGUUGAAGCACUUCUGUAAGUCUUCGUAUCUAGAGCUACCAGAAGUGCAGGCACUGACCAAGUUGAAGCACCCAAACAUUGUCAACCUCAAGGGAGUCCAGAGGCAAUACGGCGUCGUCUUUUUCAUCUUUGAAUACAUGGAAGGUAGCCUGUCCCAACUCAUUCACCUCAAGCAAAGCGCUGGGCAGCUUUUCUCCGAAGCCGAAAUUCGAGCCAUGUGUUUCCAGGUCUUCCAAGGCCUUGUAUUUAUGCAUGACCAACAUGGCUACAUCCACCGAGACCUGAAGCCGGAUAACUUGUUGGUGAACCAAGGCGUGAUAAAGAUUUCGGAUCUUGGUGCUGCAAGGGAGAUCAACUCCGGCCCACCAUUCAGUGAUUACAUCACCACACGGUGGUACAGAGCUCCUGAGAUGCUGCUAGACUCUUUUAUCUACAACGAAAAGGUUGACAUGUGGGCAAUGGGAACGAUCAUGGCGGAGUUGUUUCUCAUGCACCCUCUGUUUCCGGGUUCGAGUUCGCCAGAUCAGAUGUAUCAGAUUUGUAGAGUCAUUGGGGCUCCAACGAGGAAUACAUGGAGGGAGGGAUGUCUUCUUGCAAGCCAUAUGAACUAUGAAUUUCCGCAGCUUGAUAGUCUUGGUCUUAGAGCAGUAAUGCCGACAUGGGUUAGUGAUUCUGCAGUAGAGCUCAUCGGGUCGCUUUGCUCUUGGGACCCUUUGAAGAGGCCAACAGCUGCACAAGCUCUUCACCAUCCUUUCUUCACUGGAGGCUACAAAGAUUCAGCUUCUACCAAUUACUCAGCUAACAACGUUGGAAAUGUAAGCUGCCUGCAGCAGCCUAUUCUAGUCUAG